AUGCCUCCUUCCAAGCGGAGAAAGCUUGCCCCAGACGAGGACCGCGAGCAUGACAGCGACCACGACAACGAGCAACGGGACGACGGCCCGUCGCGCGACAGUUCCCCCGACUCGACCACCCUCGAGGGCUCCGACGAUGCGCCACCCAAGACUUUCAAGGACUUGGGAAUCGUAGAAAACCUGUGUGAUGCCUGCGAGAGCCUCGGGUACAAGACCCCGACACCGAUUCAAGAGAAAUCUAUUCCCCUCGCCUUGCAGAACCGGGAUAUAAUAGGUCUGGCCGAGACUGGUUCAGGAAAGACUGCUGCCUUUGUACUUCCCAUCCUCCAGGCCCUGCUUGAGGAGAAGAAGCCAUCGCCAUUCUUUGGUCUCAUCAUGGCGCCGACACGUGAGCUUGCUGCACAGAUUGGCCAGGCAGUGGAUGCCCUCGGGUCUACCAUAUCAGUGCGAUCUACCGUCAUCGUCGGUGGCUUGGAUAUAGUCCCCCAACAAAUUGCCCUGGGAAAGCGACCUCAUAUAAUCAUCGCAACUCCUGGCCGUCUCCUUGACCACCUCGAGAAGACAAAAGGCUUCAAGCUCUCGUCAUUGCGAUACUUUGUCAUUGACGAGGCCGACCGCCUGUUGGACAUGGACUUCGGCCCUAUCCUUGACAAGCUGCUCAAGUUUCUCCCGAGAGAGAGACGGACUUUUCUCUUCAGCGCAACCAUGUCCUCCAAGGUUGAAAGUCUCCAACGCGCCAGUCUCCGCGACCCCAUACGUGUGUCCGUAUCAGCUAGAUAUCAAACUGUCGCAACCCUGCAGCAAAACUACCUCUUCAUACCUUUCAUGUACAAGGAUAUGUACCUAGUAUAUCUGGUCAACGAAUUCGCGGGUCGAAGUACCAUCAUCUUCACACGUACCGUCUACGAGACACAGAGAAUAGCCAUCUUGCUACGCUCUCUUGGAUUCGGCGCGAUUCCGCUCCAUGGUCAAUUAUCACAGUCCGCUCGUCUAGGAGCUUUGAGUAAAUUCAAGUCAAAGUCCAAGGACAUCCUAGUUGCCACCGAUGUUGCCGCUAGAGGUUUGGAUAUACCCAAGGUCGACCUCGUGAUUAAUUACGAUAUCGCUUCUGACAGCAAGAGCUACAUCCACAGAGUAGGCCGAACAGCGCGUGCCGGCAGAUCAGGACAGGCCUUGAGUAUCAUCACCCAAUAUGACCUUGAGUUAUAUCAGAGAAUUGAGGCAGCAAUGGGCAAGAAGCUUGAAGAAUACGAAACUGACCGGGAGGAGGUCAUGGUCUUCAGGGAGCGAGUGGAAGAGGCUCAACGCCAUUCCCGGAACGAGAUGAAGAAGCUUAUGGAUGAUCGCGGCAACAGAGGAUCGGUCCUCAAGGGCCGUCGUCCAGCCAAGGGCGCUGGGCCGGGCAAAAGGCGACACGAUGGUAUGGACGCUGAGGAAGGCUAA
Molecule: messenger RNA, 1443 nt
Organism: Anthostomella pinea
Lineage: Eukaryota; Fungi; Ascomycota; Sordariomycetes; Xylariales; Xylariaceae
Source: the annotation of a GenBank genome assembly